AUGUCUACCUACUUCCAAUACCCAACUCCCGAGAUCCAGGAGGAGCUGAAAAAGAUCGCUCUGGCAAUCGUCGCUCCUGGCAAGGGUAUCCUCGCCGCCGAUGAGUCCACCGGAACCAUGGGCAAGCGACUCCAGGACAUCGGAGUUGAGAACACCGAAGAGAACCGUCGCAGAUAUCGACAGUUGCUAUUCAGCACUGACCCUGCCGUCUCAGAAAACAUCUCUGGUGUGAUCUUGUUCCACGAGACUUUGUACCAGAAGGCCGACGACGGUACACCCCUGGUGUCGCUACUCGAGAAACGUGGCAUCAUCCCCGGUAUCAAGGUCGACAAGGGUGUUGUCCCACUCUUCGGCUCUGAGGACGAAUGCACUACUCAGGGUCUGGACGACCUCGCUCAGCGUUGCGCUCAGUACAAGAAGGACGGCUGCCACUUUGCCAAGUGGCGCUGUGUGCUGAAGAUCGGACGCAACACCCCGUCCUACCAGGCCAUCAUGGAGAACGCGAACGUGCUCGCGCGCUACGCCUCCAUCUGCCAGAGUCAGCGCAUCGUGCCAAUCGUUGAGCCCGAAGUGCUGCCUGAUGGUGAACACGAUCUUGACCGCGCCCAGAAGGUGACCGAGGUUGUCCUCGCUGCAGUGUACAAGGCCCUGAAUGAUCACCACGUCUACCUUGAGGGAACCCUUCUUAAGCCAAACAUGGUGACGGCUGGACAAUCGUGCAAGAAGACCUACACUCCCAUGGAUAUUGGCCGCGCCACCGUCACAGCUCUGCUCAGGACCGUUCCAGCGGCUGUUCCCGGAGUCACAUUCCUCUCUGGUGGCCAGUCCGAGGAAGAGGCUUCGGUGAACCUGAACGCCAUCAACACAGUGGACCUCAAGAGGCCGUGGGCGCUCACCUUCAGCUAUGGACGUGCUUUACAGGCUUCAGUUCUGCGCGCCUGGGGUGGAAAGCCUGAGAACGUGCCCGCUGGACAACAAGAACUGUUGAAGAGGGCUAAGGCUAACGGCCAGGCUUCACAGGGCAAAUACGUGGCUGGAUCUGUAACAGGUGUGGGCGCCGAAGCCGGUCUUUUCGUUGCAAACCACGCGUACUAA
Molecule: messenger RNA, 1095 nt
Organism: Parnassius apollo (apollo)
Lineage: Eukaryota; Metazoa; Arthropoda; Insecta; Lepidoptera; Papilionidae
Source: the annotation of a GenBank genome assembly